Molecule: messenger RNA, 1764 nt
Organism: Coregonus clupeaformis (lake whitefish)
Lineage: Eukaryota; Metazoa; Chordata; Actinopteri; Salmoniformes; Salmonidae
Gene: tmem204
Product: transmembrane protein 204
Exons: 3
Coding region: 724-1419 (231 amino acids)
Source: RefSeq, a predicted model, not a curated record
GAGAGAGAGAGAGCGAGAGAGAGAGAGAGAGAGAGAGAGCGAGAGAGAGAGAGAGAGGGUCAGAAGAAGACUAGGGAAGAAGACUCUUCCAGUUGACAAAGCCCUUGUUUGGAGAGUUUGAAGAGAAAAAAAAACACAGAAGAAGAAAGAAAGAAACUGGGGGGGGCAGACGCCUACACAGAGAAGAGAGAAGCUUGAAACAGCUGCAGAGAACCAACGGAGAGGAGUGCUGCAAGUACAAAUCAGACGAGGAGAGAAAAGGGGUAACAAAAGCAGUGGAAAAAAGACGGUUGAAGAGACAAUAGUGGAGCGAGGUUCGAGAGCGAGAGCCAAGCUGCAGCCAGUCACUAAAGCCAGUGGAAUGGACCUCGAUGUCGGUCGGAUUAACCCACGCCUGCCCACCGUGGACUCCGAGGAGGAAAGCUAAACCAACUGACCUCCACCCCCAAAACCUCAAUGAGGAUUAAGCUAACAACAUGAGCUGAGCUAACAACACAACAAUAUGCUGAGCUAACAACACAUUCCUGUUUUUCUUCAGCAGUGUUACUGCCUGGGGUUAGCAUUAGCCGCUAGCUGACUGGCAGUAGAAGAGGAGGAGAGCAGGGGGGGGCCCCGAGCACCGCUGGUGUUGCUGCCCAGGAGAGGCAGGGCAGCGCAGGAGAGGAGCAGAGGGACGAGGAGAGGGAGGUGGGGGAGGGAGAGGUGGCAGGCGGGCAGCGGCACAUGGCCGUGCAGCGGCUGGUGGCGGCAGCAGUGGCGGUGGCCCUGCUGUCCCUGGUCCUCAACAACGUGGCGGCCUUCACCCCCAGCUGGGUGCUGCAGGCCCUGGAGGAUGGACGCAAGCGCAGCGUGGGGCUGUGGAGGAUGUGUCCCGUCAUGACUGGAGGAGAGAGUGGCCGGGAUGAACCUGGGGAUGGGGGGUCCAAUAGGAGAGGUCAGGGGACUCAGAGGCCGUGUGAGGGCUUGGGCUGGGGCUCGGAGUAUGCAGGCUACCAGGAGUCCCGCAGCACCGUCAAAUUGCAGUUUGACAUGAUGCGAGCGUGUAACCUGAUGGCUACGGUGGCGCUGACGGCCGGGCAGCUCAUCUUCCUGCUGGGCCUGAUGGAGCUGCCCUUCAUCACCCAGGACUCCCAGUGGUGGGAGGAGGCCAUCGCCGCACUGUUCCAGCUGGCCAGUUUUGUGCUGGUGAUCGGCUUGGUGACGUUCUACCGGAUCGGUCCGUACACACACCUGUCCUACUCGUGCUACGUGGACAUCGCCGCCUGCUUAUUGGCCACACUGGCCGCUGCCAUGCUCAUCUGGAACAUCCUGCAUCGCCGCGACGACUGCCUCACACCCCGCGUCAUUGUCAUCAGCCGCUCGCUGGCGUCGAACUUCCACCCACGCCUCGACAACGACUAUGUGGAGUCGCCCUGCUGAACCCGGACUCUUGAACCUAACAGGGUGAAGAAUAGACAAUGCUCUGACAGUCUCUGCAUAUUCUCACCCGAACAGGUGCCUCAAUAAAUUACUCUACAGAAGACACUUGUUUUGUCGUAGCUCUACCAGUGCUGAACUAACAUGCUUUCACUGCUCUCACUUGAUGGCUAUCAUGUACAAUGACUUAUGGAACUCAAAUGUUGCACUGGACUGAGUAACGCUCCAUAAAACAUCCAGCUAACACAUCUCUAAAUGUCCAAAAAAUUAUGCGUGAUACACUACAUGGCCAAAAGUAUUUGGACACCUGCUCGUCGAACAUCUCAUUCCAAAAUCAUGGGCAUUAAU